Vigna umbellata (rice bean) is the source of this 1012-nucleotide messenger RNA. The record is from RefSeq and is a predicted model, not a curated record. Lineage: Eukaryota; Viridiplantae; Streptophyta; Magnoliopsida; Fabales; Fabaceae.
UUUUGGUUAUUGGUGGAGGAGAUGGUGGAGUCCUGCGUGAAAUAGCACGCUAUUCCUCAGUAGAGAAGAUAGACAUUUGCGAAAUAGACAAGAUGGUUGUAGAGGUCUCCAAACAAUUUUUUCCAGAUGUAGCUGUAGGUUUCGAGGAUCCACGUGUGACACUUAAUAUUGGUGAUGGAGUUGCAUAUUUGAAGGCUGUUGAAGAAGGAACUUAUGAUGCAGUUAUAGUGGAUUCAUCCGACCCUAUUGGUCCUGCUCAAGAACUGUUUGAAAAGCCAUUUUUCGCAUCGGUUGCAAGGGCUCUUCGUCCAGGAGGAGUUGUGUGUACUCAAGCAGAAAGUAUAUGGCUUCAUAUGGAUAUCAUUGAGGGCAUUGUGGCCAAUUGUCGUCAGAUAUUCAAAGGUUCUGUCAACUAUGCAUGGACCACUGUUCCUACAUACCCAAGUGGGAUGAUUGGUUUUAUGCUUUGUUCAACUGAGGGUCCUACUGUGGACUUCAAGAAUCCAGUGUAUUCUAUAGAUGAGGAUGAUAGUCAAACUAGACCAUUGAAAUUUUACAACUCUGAGCUUCAUUCUGCGGCUUUCUGUUUGCCAUCUUUUGCCAAGAGGGCUAUUUGUUCUAAAACAAAGUGAGAACAUUUUUCAUGAGACUGAAGAAGCAAGUGUGGCUGCAGUGUUGCUUUUACUGGAUUGGUCCAUCUGUCAAUGAACUGUGGAAUAAGUUAAGAGCUUCAAGAUGAUGAUGAUGACAUUUUGAAGAGCAACUUUUGUUUCAUGAAAUGACUUGGUAGAUGACGGAUUCAGUUCCUAGUAAUUUACGUUGUUGACAGUUUAGAACUUCAGUUGAAGAUUACUUUUUGUUUAAUGCGUAUGUUUUUAUCCCUUUGAAGUUAGUAGCUUUUAGUAGUUAGUAUUUAGUUUGGUAACUACUCAUGAUAAAUUUUGUUUUAUACAAUGAGAAUUUAUAAUAAAAGUAGCUUUCAAUAUACAUUUGAUUAUAAUUAUAGACAUAA